This is a messenger RNA of Melopsittacus undulatus (budgerigar), 2249 nucleotides long. RefSeq names its product leucine, glutamate and lysine rich 1 (gene LEKR1). The record is from RefSeq and is a predicted model, not a curated record. The transcript has 15 exons. NCBI's taxonomy places the organism in Eukaryota, Metazoa, Chordata, Aves, Psittaciformes, Psittaculidae. Bases 1 to 2142 code for a protein of 713 amino acids.
AUGCACCGCAGCACGGAGGCCGGCACGCAAGGUGGAGCAGGUCACGACGGCAACACACGCGAGGGCGGGCCAGCUCCAGCUCCGGCAGCGCAGCUCCUCCCGUUCCCCGUUAUUAACUGCCCCUCGGGCGGCUCGGUUGUGCCCGGGCGCUGGGGAGGAACUCUCACCCUCGCCACAAGCCGCCGCGCACCGUUGCCGUGGUUACGGAGGAAGCCGCGCUUCCCUGACACCACUGCCGAGUUUUGGGAGGAUAUGGAGCGGCAUGUCCCCGUUUACACACUGCCUGAGGAAAUUCGCAAGAUGUCCCGGGAUGAGACAGUAUGUAAAUACUGUGGAGUCAGCUAUUUGAUACUUCAUGAAUUUAAGGUGAUGGAAGAAAAAGUAAAAGCAAUGGAAAAGGAGAUUAAAUUUUAUGAAGGAAGUAUUGAACGGGAAAAAGGGCUUCAAGCAGAAUUGCAGUCUCUUUACCAAGACCUUGAACACUAUCGAGCUGACGGUGAAUCAAAAACAGAAAGAAUAAGAACCCUCACAGUGGAGCUUAAAAACAAGCAAGAUGAUUUAAAAAAUGUGAAAGAAGAUUUGAGAUAUUUCCAAGAGGAAAAGGAAGCUGCCUAUAAACAAUCACAAGCGCUCAGAAGUGAACUAGACAGUAUUAAAGAAGUCAUCUCCAGUAAUCUGGAGAACUGGGCUGCCAUGAAAGAAGAAAUCUUUAUACAAAUAAAAACAGUUAGCAAAGAAGCUUUAACAGAAAUACCCAAAUUGAAUCAAAGAUUAGCGAAGUCCCAGAGAGAGAAUGAAUGCCUCCAAGAAAAGGUAAAACAUCUGACCUUGGUGGCUGACACAGUUGAGCUGAAAAGUCAACAGCUUCAAACUUCACUUCAGCAAGGGAAUGAGCUACAAAGUAGAUGCCGUGAGCUGCAAAAGGAAACAUUAGAUUUAACAAAUCAAGUAGAGACAAUUGGAUUGAAGCUGCAGAAAGUAACAGCUGAGAUGGACCACUACAAAAAGCUGUUAAUGGUGAAAUCAACGGAACUUGAUGUCUGUCAAAAUGAACUGAAAAAAAUUAAAUACGAAAAUGGAAUUUCUGAGUCAAGGUUUACAAAAGAGCUCAAGGAAAAGGAGGAAUCCUUUCUAAUUUGCCAACAAGUAUGCAAACAUUUACAGGAAGAAGUGGCUGAGAAAGAAAGGAAAGAAGAAGAUCUAAAAAAAAGAACUGGUCGAUUAGAAAGUGAGCUGGAAUCCCUUAAAGCUCUUCUUAGACAAACAGAGGAAGAGGUAGUGAUGUUGAAACAAGAAAGGGAGUUAAUGCUGAUUUCUCAUCAGAACAGAACGGAGCAGCUGCAGGUAGCAUUAAGACAGAAGAUGCAGAAUGAAGAUAACUGGAGGGAGAAGAUGGAAAUUAAUCUGGCUAAAGGUGAAGCAGAACACAAAGAAGCAAUUCUUAAAGUCAAGGAAGAAGCAAGAGUGGAAAUAGACAUUGAGAGACAAAAGCAACAAGAACUAAUCGCAAAAUAUCAGAGAGAUCAUGAAGAGCUUCAGAAGAAGAUUCCAGGUUUAAUAUCCAGUGCAACCAACAGCUUAAGGAUGGAGACAGAACUUCUUGAAAAGAAGCUACAAGAUGCCCAGAUCAAACUUACAGAGAAAGAUGAAGAGAAGGAAAAAGAAAUUGAGAGCCUUAAAAGACUAAUUACUGAACUUGAAUUUCAGCUUUCGAUGGAAAAGAACAAUAAUGAAUCAUUUCUGGAUAGUAUGAGAAAAGAAAUUAAACACAAGUCAGGUGAAUUGGAAAAAUUAACUCAGGAGAGGACACAGCUGAUUCACAAUCUGACUCAAGUUCAAGAAGAGAACACUCUUCUCCAGGAAACGGUGCGCAGAGAGUGUGAGGAACGCUAUGAGCUGACUGCAGCUUUGACUCAAGCCAGGGAACAAGUACUGGAACUAAAAAAACUCAGUGGAAAUUUCCCAUUAUCACCGUGUUCCCUGGCUCAGGGCAGCCUAACCUCCUCUGCUGCCCUGCUCACUGAUUAUGGACAGAAAAGCCGCUCUAGCCCCAGCACUGGGAAGGAAAUCAAUCUCUCUGGACAGUUUGGUGUUUCAAGAGCUGCGAAGGCACUCACCUCUGAGAUACCCUCCAUCCUCUGAACCACUGCGCAACGAAUGUUCCCUCCUUGCAGUUUUCCAUCUGGAGCCAUGAAUGUGUGGUGAAUUAAGGUCAGUGCCAGGAUGUGACUGUAUUUCUUCCCAGUAAA